Nymphaea colorata (pocket water lily) is the source of this 2999-nucleotide messenger RNA. RefSeq lists its product as uncharacterized. The coding region runs from base 863 to 2893 and encodes 676 amino acids. Gene Ontology annotation, molecular function: protein dimerization activity; DNA binding. The record is from RefSeq and is a predicted model, not a curated record. Lineage: Eukaryota; Viridiplantae; Streptophyta; Magnoliopsida; Nymphaeales; Nymphaeaceae. The transcript is spliced from 7 exons.
GAAGCUAAAAUCUAGAUGGAUUAUGAUACAAGUUACUAGUUCCAGAUAUCCACCAUCUAAUCCGUUCCACAGCCGAAUCACUUUUCAGAUCGGGGGCCGCGCCGCUCCGCUCCUCCUCCUCGGCUGAAUACUCGCCGAUGUUAGGCCUUCGUUGGCCGACGAGGGAAAACGCGACGAAAGGAAAAGAGCCGCCUCUUCUUUUUUCUCCUCGCCGAUCGGCGAUUCUCCUACUCGCAACGGCGAUAUCGGAGCUUCCGCCGCCAGAUUUCGGCUUCUCCGAUCCAUCCAGGUGGUUUCCCGAUCAAUUUGCUCGGGAACCUAGGGCUUGUAGAUCGUUGACGCAAAACAAACGUCUGCCGAGGAAUCAGUAGCACCAGAAAGGUUCUUGUUGAGGGGGUUAGCUGAUUCAAUUGGAGCAAUUGGAGUCCUUUCUUGGCCUUGGUUGCGUUUGUAGGGUUUUCUCUGGUUGCACACUACGCGCUUUACAGUACAUGAUGAAGCAGCAAAGUGCACCAAAUUCUUGUGAAACUCAUGUCCCUAUUUUUGGUAACUUAUCAGAUUUUGUGAAAAUGACUAUGAAGGGCUUGAAAGCUUUGAUCUUGUUAUGCUUGAAGGAUAUCCUUGUGCUAUCAAGCUUGUGGUGAUGAGGCCAUUUUCUUCCCUGCCAAAAUUGGUGAACUAAAUAUUCUGGCUCAGGUUGCAAAGUUGUCUUCGUUUAUAUACUGUUUGGUGUCGCAAUCGGAGUUUGGUUUCGCAAGUGGAGUUUGUAUUUGAAAGUUCACAGUCCUGCUGAUUGAGUGACUUUCACAUUUUUGUCUGGUGAAAUUCUUGGAGCUUGAGGUUUGGUAUGUAAUGCAGGAUAAUGGUUAGAGGAAGAGAUGCUUGCUGGGAGCAUUGUGUUUUGGUUGAUGCAACAAGACAGAAGGUUAGGUGCAAUUAUUGUCGCAGGGAAUUCAGUGGUGGGGUGUAUCGCAUGAAGUUCCAUCUUGCUCAGAUCAAGAACAAAGACAUCGUUCCAUGCACUGAAGUCCCUAAUGAUGUGAGAGACUUUAUACUGAGCAUUCUGAGUACUCCUAAAAGGCAAAAAACUACCAAGAAACAGAAGAUUGAGGCACCAAAUAGCCCCCAUAAUAGUUCUUCUGCCAGUGGUGGUUUUCAUCCGAAUGUUAAUUCCAGUGGGCAACACGGAAGCACUUGCCCAUCUUUAUUAUUUCCACGACCUUCACCAAGUGCCCAGCCAAUGCUAGAUGAUGCUCAAAAGCAAAGGCAUGCAGAUGCUGAUAAGAAGAUUGGUCUUUUCUUCUUUCAUAAUGCAAUUCCAUUUUGUGCUUCUAAAUCCAUUUAUUACCAGGAAAUGGUGGAUGCUAUCACAGAAUGUGGUGUAGGCUAUAAAGCCCCAAAUUUUGAACGGCUGAGGACCAAUGUCUUGGAUAAAGUGAAAACUGAAAUAACUGACAGUUACAAGAAGUCUAAGGAUGGUUGGAAGGAUACAGGUUGUACUGUUAUUUCAGAUUUCUGGACAGAUGGGAAAUCCAGAGCACUUAUAGUUUUCUCAGUUGCUUCUCCUAAAGGAAUCGUCUUUCUUAAGUGUGUGGAUGCAUCAUCACAUGCUGAUGACCCUCAUUCCUUGUUUGAGUUGCUUGAAUCAGUGGUCUUGGAAGUUGGUGUAGAAAAUGUCGUGCAGGUAAUUACAGAUAGCGCAGCUAGUCAUGUUUGUGCAGGAAGGCUUCUUACUACCAAGUAUCCUUCAAUAUUUUGGUCUCCGUGUGCUUCACAUUGUAUUGACAGUAUGUUGGAGGAUAUAAGUAAACAAGAGUGGGUAAAUACAGUUAUAGAAGAGGCAAGAAUCAUCACAAGGUAUAUAUACAAUCAUUCAUGGGUACUUAACUUGAUGCGAAAAUUUACUGGUGGCAAAGAACUUAUUAGACCAAAGGUUUCUAAAUUCGCUGCAAACUUUCUUUCCUUGAGAGCAAUGGUUGUUCAUGAGGAUUGUUUGAAACACAUGUUUUCUCACUCAGAUUGGAUGACAUCUAUAUAUAGCAAAAGACCUGAUGGGCAAGCUGUCAAAUCACUGGUAUACUUGGACCGAUUUUGGAAGGCAGCGCAUGAAGCAAUAAAUUUGGCAGAACCUCUUAUGAAGGUUCUAAGGAUUGUCGAUGGUGAUAUGCCUGCCAUGGGCUAUAUAUUUGAAGGCAUAGAAAGAGCAAAAUUGUUAAUCAAAGCAUAUUACAAGGGAAUUGAAGAAAAGUAUGUGCCGAUUUGGGAGAUAAUAGAUAGAAGAUGGUGCAUGCAUCAACAUUCUCCCCUACAUGCAGCUGCAGCUUUCCUCAAUCCAUCUAUCUUCUAUAAUACCAACUUUAAAAUUGAUCCCAAAAUGCGAAAUGGCUUUAACGAAGCAAUGCUGAAAAUGGUUAACGAAGAUGGAGAUAAGAUGGAACUGACAAAAGAGAUUCCUUUGUACAUCAAUUCACUUGGCGCCCUAGGCAAUGACUUCGCUAUCAUGGGAAGGACACUAAACCCUCCUGGAGAUUGGUGGGCUACCUACGGUUAUGAGGUCCCUAUCUUGCAAAGGAUGGCAAUGCGGAUUCUAAACCAGCCUUGUAACUCAUAUUGGUGCAUAUGGAACUGGAACAUCUUUGAGAAUGUUCAGACCAAGAAACGCAACAAGUUGGAGCAAGAAAAGUUCAACGACUUGGUUUUUGUGCACUGCAAUCUCCGGUUACAAGCUAUCUGUCAUAAUAGAGAUGUAAAAUGUAAGCCAGUUGUUUUUGAAGAAAUAGAUGUUAGCUCUAUGUGGCCUACAGAGUCUGAACCUUCAUGUCUUCUUAUGGAUGAUUCGUGGUUGGAUAAUCUGCCAUUUGAUUGCAAAGGUAGUCCUUCAACAUAUGAAUGAAGUAAGCCAAUUAGAGGAGGAAUUGUAUGCCUUCUCUAUCUUCUCUAAGGAGUGAAAUACUUUGUUUCUCGCCCAUCAAUUACCACGAGUUAUUCGUUACAGACCA